Episyrphus balteatus (marmalade hoverfly) is the source of this 3352-nucleotide messenger RNA. Its product is annotated as WD repeat-containing protein 75. The record is from RefSeq and is a predicted model, not a curated record. Gene Ontology annotation, biological process: positive regulation of transcription by RNA polymerase I; positive regulation of rRNA processing. NCBI's taxonomy places the organism in Eukaryota, Metazoa, Arthropoda, Insecta, Diptera, Syrphidae. The coding region runs from base 140 to 3232 and encodes 1030 amino acids. The transcript has 12 exons. Gene Ontology annotation, cellular component: nucleolus. Gene Ontology annotation, molecular function: protein binding; RNA binding.
AAACUUGUGUCGACCGUCUGUCAAGCAAAACGAAGCGCUAUCGAGAGCACGUGUGGUAUAAAAAUUAACAAAAUAAACGAGGAAAAUUAGUUAAUAUUAAAUAUAUUUAAUUAUUAAAAAUAAUUCCACAAAAAGAACAAUGGACGAAAAUCCAGAUAAAUUAAAACUGCAAUAUUUAGCUGGAGGUAGUUUAGUCAAUCAUGCACCAAUCUUUUCUCCCGAUAGCAGUCUUCUUUUUGUUGUGACUGACAAAUGUAUCCAAGCAUAUUCUACCAAGACUGGCCUCGUUACUCAUGUCUUCGAAGGCACAAAAGAUUCUCUCAUUAGUUUAGAAUAUGAUUUACUUGAUGAGAAUAUUCUUGUGGCUUGUUCAAAAUCUGGCGAAGUCAUUCGUUGGAAAUGGGUCAACGGACGUGUGCAUAGUCGACUUCAACUAACAUUUAGUGAAGUCGCUGAAUAUCAAACAUUUAAUUUGAUGAAUUUACAUAAAAAAGGGGAAUCGUCGUACGCAUUUGUUACUUGCACCAGGCCAAAAUAUCCUGUUCAAUGGUUUAUUGUAAACACUGUGGAUGGAAAGCUGCUAAAACCUAGAAUGGAAAUGAUCUUAAAACGUACGAAAGCUAUUGUAGAUGUGAGUAAGACAUAUUUCAAAUAUUUGGUCAUUGCUCAGGGACCUUUUUUGUUUUUUGUCGAUUAUGAAAAAUGGACAUGGAGAAAAUUAUCAAAUGAAAUGAAAACACCAGUAAAAAGUGUAAAGACCCAUCCAACUGAACUAAUGGUAAUGACGGGAGAUGAAAAAGGAAAAAUUAUGCUUUGGAGAAACUUUUUCUUUGUCAACGAUACCGUUAGAAUGACUCUUCUCCAUUGGCAUCAUACUCAAAUUACAAGUAUAGUAUUUUCUCCAACUGGAUCAUCAAUUUUCAGCAGUGGACUUGAAGCUGUGUUAGUUAGAUGGAAUUUGAAUGAUUUUGAACAGCGUGACUAUAUACCCAGGGUGUCAUCAGUUAUUCUUCAAAUUGCAUUAGCCAGUGAUAAUUCAAAAUUGGCUAUAUGUACAGCUGACAAUGCCAUACAAAUUCUUGGUGUAGAUUUUAAAACCCAAUGUACCAUACAGAAUUUCACUUAUACUUUUGAUGACAAAACCAAAAAGGACAAAUUUCCAAUUGGCUUACGAAUUAAUCCUCGUCAAAGUACACUCGUAUUGAAUGGUAGAUCUGGUCAUCUACAAUUUUAUUCAGCUUAUAAAAAGGAAAUGCUUUACAAUGUGGACAUUGUAGGACAAAAUCAAAUUUGUUACGAAACUGAAAAGAUCAUGUACAACACACGUGUAACUCAAGUAGCACUUAACAUUGAUUGGAUGGCAACUGCAGAAGUAUUCAAUGAUGAAGAAUAUCUCCCUGAAGUUCGUCUUAAAUUUUGGUACUUUGAUGUUAAAUCUAUGAAUUAUCUUUUAAGAACAAAUGUUGGUCUACCCCAUGAAGGUGGCAUUAGAGCUAUUGAAUUCUCAAAUCCAAAUCAAGUUGAUAAUCUUUUAUGCGCGACUGUUGGUUUCGAUAAUAUCAUCAAAAUAUGGUCAAUAGAAUGCGCGUAUGACAAUAUUACAAUGGGAAUUAAAAUAUGGUAUUGCUCUGCACAGACUAGUUACAAGAACUUGCCAAUUGAAUCGAUUGGAUUCUCUGAAGAUGGUUCACUGUUAGCAGCUGGGUUCGGAAACACUCUUUGUGUGUAUAAAGCAGAGAAUUUGAAAUUACUAACUGCCCUCGUGCCGGGUGGAGGUUUUGAUGGCUGUGUGCGUAAGGCACAAAUUAGUGUUCCUAAAGUGAAUAAAAAUGGUUCCAAAAAUGACUCGAACACCAUGAGACAAAAAAUUGUCCAAUUAUUUUCGAAUAUCUUGCGCACAAACGAUGAGACUUUGCUGAAAGAAAUCAAAAACUCUGUAAAGACAAGAAGAAUUCAGGAAAUUCAAUCCAUUGACAAUUCACAAAAACAACUUUUGUAUAAGAAAAUUCGAUCAAUGAAUCAAUUGAAUUUGUUCCAAAAGCUUUUGUUAUACCAAAAGUUGGGAAUUUCAUUCCAAGUAUCCGAGGAAUGGCAUUCAAAGAUGGUCGAUUAUGUACAAGCAAAUGUUCCCAGUGCUAAUAUGAGUAAAAAUCUGGACAAACAAAUUCCUUGUUUGAAUUUAAAGACCCGUUUCAAAGCUAAAUACAUGAUCAACAAAUAUGUGAAACGAAAACAGAAUUAUGAUGAGAAUAUUGCCAAUAAAUUGGCUCCACUAUUGAGUUUGAUAAAGAUAAGUAAUAGCAUGCCAACUAAGCCAGUUUUGACGAAUGGCUUUGGUGGAGGACCUGAGGAGUCGAGUAGUAAUUCGAAAGUUCUUCCUCCAAUGCAAUCUCCGCUUUUAAUUAAAAAGAUUCUGUUUUGCCAUGGAGAUUUUGCACAUUUGGUAAUUGCGUGUACUGAAAACAGACUGCUCAUAUGGAAUUUACUUAAUCUUCGGCUACAGACUGUUUUGAAGCUAUCAACAGAACAAAUUGCAAUCGAUCCAAAAACUAAUUUAGUUUCUGUCUUUACUAAGAAUCAAGAAUUGUAUGUAUUUUCACCAACCGACGCAUUGACGUUAUAUUAUAGACAGAAUAUGCCACGUGUUUUAGGAGCUGUGUGGCUUCCAAGGAAUCAUCCAAAAUCACAAGCUUUUCUUGUUAAUUGGCAAUCUAGAUCGAUAUUGUAUUUCUUAACGGAUAAUAGUGAAAUAAUGUUUCUCGGAGAAGAUGAUGAUGUUGAACAGAAUCCGUUGACAUUUGCAAAUGAAUCAAAUGGUCCUGUUGCAAAAUAUACACCGUUUGGUACAUUUGCAACAAAUCAAAUAAAUAAUACACAAAACAAUCAAAUCACUCGUAAAGCAGUGUCGAUGGGUGUGCAUGGGAAAGCUGCUGUUAAAUCAUUUUUAGAAAUGUCCUCGCAUACGAUGGCUCCAUUAAGUUUAUUGUGCAAUGAUUUCUUGAAAUCAGUUAUUGAAUUAAAUUUACCAUCUGAAGAUAAGCAAUCGAAAGAAACUAAGAGUAAAACAUUAAAUGGUCACAUUGAUUCGAGUGACGACGAAGAAGACCUUUUGGGACAUCGGACUUUAAUCGAGAAAGCAGGUAUCACUACAAAACCCGCAACGGAAAGCAAAGCACUAAGUGAAGACUAUUUACAAAAAAUUGCUGCUGAAACGAUAGAAAUUGAGUUUUAAUGUUUAAACGCUAUUUAUAGUUAAAAGAUGUGUAGUUGAGGUUGACUGGAAGAGAAGUGUACAAAACGUUAUUUUUCUUUGUAUAAAAUAAUAAUAAAUAUUUUUUUUUAAUAAACAAAA